AUGUGUUCCAGCACAAUAAUUCUUGCUAUUUCCACGCUAAUCUGUAUUCUGUCAAAGCAUAUCGUUACAGCUGCAGGAAAACAAUGCCCCGAUAUUGCAACUGUCAGGGACAAUAAGGAUGACACAGUUGACGCGAAAAUAAUAUAUUUCGAAGGUUCUGGCCAACAAAUUGCUCACAUUUCGUGUGAAGGAGAGACUAGUGGUGUUGUUGAGUUGGUUUCCAACGAUAACUCGUUAGGAUUAAUUGAAAAUGACACUCACAAAGCAAUUUGUCGUCUCGGAAGAUGGUACACGCUGAACAAGUAUGGCAGAAUUGCAGUUAUCAAGGAAAUAGCGUGUUAUGUUCAUCAUUGA
Caenorhabditis briggsae is the source of this 354-nucleotide messenger RNA. The transcript is spliced from 4 exons. Bases 1 to 354 code for a protein of 117 amino acids. Lineage: Eukaryota; Metazoa; Nematoda; Chromadorea; Rhabditida; Rhabditidae. The record is from RefSeq and is a predicted model, not a curated record.